Chrysoperla carnea is the source of this 1826-nucleotide messenger RNA. RefSeq names its product Y+L amino acid transporter 2. Bases 205 to 1809 code for a protein of 534 amino acids. The transcript has 9 exons. Gene Ontology annotation, biological process: amino acid transmembrane transport. NCBI's taxonomy places the organism in Eukaryota, Metazoa, Arthropoda, Insecta, Neuroptera, Chrysopidae. The record is from RefSeq and is a predicted model, not a curated record. Gene Ontology annotation, cellular component: membrane. Gene Ontology annotation, molecular function: L-amino acid transmembrane transporter activity.
UUUUUUGUCUAAAUUGCUCUUAUUUCAUGUUAUCACGUCGUGUAAGAUCUGUCUAUAUAUUUACUGUGUCGUGCCGCGAGUGUUAAGAAGAUUAUAUGUCGUGCGUUUAAAAAAUAUAUAUAUUACCCACCUUGCAAAUUAAGAUCGCAUAACGCGCGGCAUUUUAUAACACAUUUCAUCCAUAACAAAACAAUUCCAUAAAACAUGCCACAACAAGACGAGCAUGAGGAAAUACCAAAUCCAAGUACAUCAUCUUCUACAAAACAUCAUAGAAAACAAAAAUUAGCACCGGAAAAUGAAGGUACGCCGCUGGUUAGUCCAUGUAAAUCGAAAAAAAUUACACCAGUCAAAAUCAAUGAAAAUAAUAUCGGUGAAGAAUCGCCGCAUGGGCAAGGAAAUGUGGAUGAUGAUGAAUUUGCACUUAAACCAAAAAUGAGCUUACUUAAUGGUAUUACGGUAAUUGUUGGUAGUAUUAUUGGUUCUGGUAUAUUUGUUUCACCAACUGGUGUGCUAAUGUAUACUGGUUCAGUAAAUGCAUCGUUAUUAGUAUGGACUGCAUCGGGAAUAUUUUCUAUGGUUGGAGCAUAUUGUUAUGCAGAAUUAGGAACAAUGAUUACAAAAAGUGGUGCGGAUUACGCUUAUAUAAUGGAAACAUUUGGAUCAUUUGCAGCAUUUAUACGCUUAUGGAUUGAAUGUAUGAUUGUACGGCCCUGUUCACAAGCAAUUGUUGCAUUAACAUUUAGCGUAUAUGUUUUAAAACCAUUCUUCCCUGAAUGUCAACCACCCAAUGACGCUGCCAGGCUUUUAGCAUGCUGUUGUAUAUUGGUAUUAGCAUUUAUCAACUGUUGGGAUGUGAAAUGGGCCACACGCGUACAAGACAUAUUUACAUAUGCAAAAUUAUUCGCCUUAUUUGUAAUUAUUGCUGUUGGACUGUAUUUGUUUUUUACAGGACAUAGAGAACAUUUUUCAUUUGAUGGAACAAAAUACGAAGUUACAUCAAUUGCAUUAUCAUUUUAUUCGGGUUUAUUCGCAUAUAAUGGAUGGAAUUAUUUAAAUUUCAUCAUUGAAGAAUUAAAGGAUCCAAUCAGAAACUUACCAAGAGCUAUUGCAAUAUCUUGCACGUUAGUGACGGUUGUGUAUGUGUUAGCAAAUGUAGCAUUUUAUACAAUCUUAUCACCAGCAGAAGUUUUAAUGUCUGAAGCUGUUGCUGUUUCAUUUGCUGAUCGUGCAUUGGGACCCGUUGCAUGGACAAUCCCGGUAUUUGUAGCAUUAUCUACAUUUGGUGCAGUGAAUGGAAUUUUAUUGACAUCAUCACGUUUAUUUUAUGCUGGAGCAUGUGAAGGUCAAAUGCCAGUCAUAUUAACAAUGAUUCAAGCGCAACGUAUGACACCCGCUCCAGCAGUUUUGGCUAUGGCACUUUUAUCAAUGCUUUACCUCACAGUCUCUGAUAUUUAUGCAUUAAUUAAUUAUGUUGGUUUUGCAACUUGGCUCAGCAUUGGUGCAUCAGUACUCUGUGUACCAUGGCUACGAUGGAAACAACCAGAUUUAGUACGGCCAAUUAAAGUACACUUAAUUUGGCCAAUAUUAUAUUUAAUUUGUACGGUAUUUGUAACGGGUGUUCCGAUGGCUGUCACACCAUAUGAAACAGUGAUUGGUUUACUGAUGAUAUUCUCCAGUGUACCCGUGUACUAUGUAUUUGUACAAUGGCAAGCAAAGCCCAAAUGUUUUUUGAAUGUUACAAGAGGUAUUACUCGUUGGCUUCAAACGUUGUUUGUGGUUAUUGGUAAACCAGCGAAAUCAGAAGUAUAAUAAAGACUAUAACGAGG